Messenger RNA from Condylura cristata (star-nosed mole), 7776 nucleotides. RefSeq names its product ATP-binding cassette, sub-family A (ABC1), member 12 (gene ABCA12). The transcript is spliced from 53 exons. Bases 1 to 7776 code for a protein of 2591 amino acids. Gene Ontology annotation, cellular component: intracellular membrane-bounded organelle; membrane. Gene Ontology annotation, biological process: lipid transport; transmembrane transport. Lineage: Eukaryota; Metazoa; Chordata; Mammalia; Eulipotyphla; Talpidae. Gene Ontology annotation, molecular function: lipid carrier activity; ATP binding; ATP hydrolysis activity. The record is from RefSeq and is a predicted model, not a curated record.
AUGGCUUCCCAGUUUCAUCAGCUUCGGGUCCUGGUCUGGAAAAAUUGGUUAGGUGUCAAAAGACAGCCGCUUUGGACACUCGUCUUGAUUUUAUGGCCAGUCAUUAUUUUCAUAAUUUUGGCUAUUACCCGGACCAAAUUUCCUCCAAGAGCAAAACCAACUUGUUACCUUGCACCCAGAAACCUUCCCAGUACUGGCUUCUUCCCAUUCCUGCAAACCCUACUCUGUGACACAGACUCUAAAUGCAAAGACACACCCUACGGGCCACAAGAUCUGCUUCGCAGGAAAGGGAUUGAUGACGCACUCUUUAAAGACAGUGAAAUUCUGAGGAAGCCAUCCAAACUGAAGAAGACCAGCAAUUUACCACUCCAGAGCACUGAAGUUCCAGAAAGAAGGCAUGCAUCACCGGCAUUUCCUAGUCCAAGUUCUCAUUUGGAAAGUGCUGGAACAGAUGCUUUCAGUGGUAGUCAAGUGCUUGCCCGGAUCCUUGGUUUGGAAAAGCUGUUAAAACAAAAUUCAACUGCAGAAGAAAUACGAAGAAAACUAUGUGAAACCUACCCAGGAUAUAUUGCUGAUUACACCUUCACAUGGAACACUGCAGGGAAAAAUGUUUUUAACAAAUUUUGUCUGUCCAAUAUGACCCUUUUAGAAUCUUCUCUCCAAGAACUAACAAACGAGCUCUCUCAGAUGUCAAAUGAUCCCAACAACCAGAAAAUAGUAUUUCAGGAAAUGGUCAAAGUACUGUCUUUCUUCUCACAAAUGCAAGAGAAGACAGCUGUGUGGCAAUUUCUCUCAAGUUUUCCAAAUGUGUUCCAGAAUGCUACAACACUGAAUAAUCUAUUUGAUGUUCUUCGACAUGCAAACAGUGUGCUGCUGAUGGUACAGAAGGUUUAUCCGCAUGUCACAACUAACGAGGGUUUCCGAACUCUCCAUAAAUCUGUUACACAUCUGCUGUACACUCUGGACUCCCCAGCUCAAGGGGUCUCCGAUAACACAACACAUGUGUGGAGUGAGGCCGGCAGCCUGUCCCUAUCUCCAAGCAGCCUGGCUGCACAGCUCCUAAUACUGGAAAACUUUGAAGAUGCCAUCCUAAAUAUCUCAGCUGAUAGUCCUUACGUUCCUUACUUGGCAUGUGUGAGAAAUGUCACUGACAAUUUGGCCAGGGGAUCACAAGAAAAUUUAAGGCUCCUGCAGUCUACGAUUCAAUUUAAAAAAUCUUUUCUUCAAAAUGGCUCCUAUGAGGAUUACUUCUCUCCAGUUUCUGAAGUCCUGAAAUCAAAACUUUCUCAGCUUCGAAACUUGACCCAACUUCUUUGUGAAUCUGAAACUUUCAACUCACUAGAGAAAAUGUGCCAGCAAUCAAAUGUGAACUUUGAGAAUUUGUGUGAAGAGAGUGUGGUUCAUGUGCGACUCCUUGAAGCAGCAGAGCUUGGCACCGAAAUAGCAACUAACUUACUGUACCACGACAAUAUCGUAUCCAAAAAUCUGAGAGAUUUGCUGACUGGGGAUCCAAGCAAAAUUAAUUUAAAUAUGGAUGGGUUUUUAGAAAAAGCUUUGCAAAUGAAUUACUUGGAAAAUAUCACAAGAUUAAUGCCAACCAUGGAAGCUGUGCUGCAUGUUAAUAAAAGUGUAGACACUUCUGAAAAUCCAGGCCAGUUAAUAGAAAUGUUUAAAAAUGUUGAACAGCUGAAAGAUGAACUGAGGAGAACAACAGGAAUGUCCAACAGGAGUAUCGACAACUUGCUGGCCAUCCCAAUCCCUGAUAACAGAGCUGAGAUUAUUUCUCGUGUCUUCUGGUUGCAUUCUUGUGAUGCUAACAUGACUAACCCCAAGCUGGAAGACGCAAUGGAGGAAUUCUGCAGUCUGCCUCUGCCAGAGAGGUCCCGGCAGUCUUACCUCAUUGGACUCACUCUCCUGCACUAUUUAGAUAUUUACAACUUCACGUACAAGGUGUUUUUCCCUAGGGAAGAUCAAAAGCCGGUAGAAAGGAUGAUAGAACUCUUCAUAAGGCUAAAAGAGAUUCUCAAUCAGAUGGCUUCUGGCACCCGUCCACUGCUGGACAAAAUGAAAUCACUGAAACAGAUGCACCUGCCCAGAAAUGUUCCAUUAACACAGGCUAUGUACAGAAGCAACCGGAUGAACACACCCCACGGAUCAUUUAGUACCAUCUCCCAAGCGCUGUGCUCGCAAGGAAUUACCACUGAAUAUUUAACUGCUUUGCUGCCCUCUUCCCAGAGGCAUAAAGGCAACCACACCAAGGAUUUUUUAACUUACAAAUUAACUAAAGAGCAAAUUGCUUCAAAAUAUGGAAUCCCCUUGCACACCACACCAUUUUGCUUCUCCCUUUAUAAAGACAUCAUUAACAUGCCUGCUGGAACUGUGAUUUGGGCUUUCCUGAAACCCAUGUUGCUGGGAAGGAUUUUGUAUGCACCGUACACUCCUGUCACAAAGGCAAUCAUGGAAAAGUCUAAUGUAACUCUGAGGCAGCUGGCGGAAUUAAGAGAAAAAUCUCAAGAGUGGAUGGAUAAGUCACCGCUUUUUAUGAAUUCCUUCCAUCUGUUAAACCAGACAAUUCCAAUGCUCCAGAAUACUCUACGGAACCCUUUUGUGCAAGUUUUUAUAAAAUUCUCUGUAGGACUUGAUGCCGUUGAACUAUUGAAGCAGAUAGAUGAACUUGAUAUUCUAAGGCUGAAAUUAGAGAACAGUAUUGACCUCAUCGAUCAUCUCAACACACUAUCUUCCCUGACAGUAAAUAUUUCCUCCUGUGUAUUAUAUGACCGCAUUCAGGCAGCAAAAACUGUAGAUGAAAUGGAGACCGAAGCUAAAAGGCUCUACAAAAGUAACGAACUCUUUGGAAGUGUUAUUUUCAAGCUUCCUUAUAACCAAAGUCAGCACCGGGGCCAUGACUUUGAAAAUGCCUCUGUUCCUCCUGUCAUAAAAUAUACCAUCCGCAUGAGUCUCAAAACUGCACAGACCACAAGGAGCAUAAGGACCAAGAUUUGGGCUCCGGGACCACACAAUUCUCCAUCACACAACCAGAUCUAUGGCCGGGCUUUCAUUUACUUACAGGAUAGUAUUGAAAGAGCAAUCAUUGAGUUGCAGACUGGAAGGAACUCUCAAGAAGUAGCAGUCCAGGUUCAAGCAAUUCCUUACCCCUGUUACAUGAAAGACAACUUCUUAACCAGUGUCUCUUAUUCUCUUCCAAUUGUGCUCAUGGUUGCCUGGGUUGUGUUUAUAGCUGCAUUUGUUAAAAAACUUGUUUAUGAGAAAGACCUCCGGCUUCAUGAGUACAUGAAGAUGAUGGGAGUGAAUUCCUGCAGUCACUUUUUUGCCUGGCUCAUAGAGAGUGUUGGAUUUUUACUAGUUACCAUUAUCAUCCUGAUCAUUAUACUCAAAUUUGGCAACAUUCUUCCUAAAACAAAUGGGUUCAUUUUGUUCCUGUAUUUUUCGGACUACAGCUUCUCAGUGAUUGCCAUGAGUUAUCUUAUCAGUGUCUUCUUCAACAACACCAACAUUGCAGCUCUGAUUGGAAGUCUCAUCUAUAUCAUUGCCUUCUUCCCAUUUAUUGUCUUGGUUACAGUUGAGGAUGAACUGAGCUAUGUAAUAAAAGUAUUCAUGAGUUUGCUCUCUCCAACAGCAUUCAGUUAUGCAAGUCAGUAUAUUGCACGAUACGAGGAACAAGGCGUGGGUCUUCAGUGGGAAAAUAUGUACAGUUCCCCAGUUCUAGAUGAUACCACCUCAUUUGGCUGGCUGUGCUGUCUCAUUCUGGCUGAUUCUUUCAUUUAUUUCCUUAUCGCUUGGUAUGUCAGGAAUGUUUUCCCAGGAACAUAUGGCAUGGCAGCUCCAUGGUAUUUUCCAAUCCUUCCUUCCUACUGGAAGGAGAGAUUGGGAUGUGCAGAGGUGAAGCAAGAGAAAAUCAAUGGCCUAGUGUUUACUAACAUCAUGAUGCAGAACACCAACCCAUCUGCCAGUCCUGACUACAUGUUCCCCUCCAACAUUGAACCUGAACCUAAAGAUCUCACAGUUGGGGUGGCCUUACAUGGGGUCACAAAGAUCUAUGGCUCAAAAAUUGCCGUGGAUAACCUGAAUCUAAAUUUCUAUGAAGGCCAUAUUACUUCAUUGCUGGGACCCAAUGGCGCUGGGAAAACUACUACCAUUUCCAUGUUGACUGGGCUGUUUGGGGCCUCAGCAGGCACCAUUUAUGUUUAUGGAAAAGAUAUCAAGACAGACCUAAACACCGUGCGCAAGAACAUGGGGGUCUGCAUGCAACAUGACGUGCUGUUCAGCUACCUCACCACCAAAGAGCACCUUCUCUUGUACGGCUCCAUCAAAGUGCCCCACUGGACUAAAAAGCAGCUGCAUGAAGAAGUGAAAAGGACACUGAAUGACACUGGACUGUACAACCAUCGUCAUAAGAGAGUUGGGACAUUGUCAGGAGGAAUGAAGAGGAAGUUAUCUAUAUCUAUAGCUCUCAUCGGAGGGUCAAGGGUGGUGAUAUUGGACGAACCAUCCACUGGAGUUGACCCAUGUUCUCGCCGAAGUAUAUGGGAUGUUAUCUCCAAGAACAAAACUGCCAGAACAAUCAUUCUGUCCACGCACCACUUGGAUGAGGCGGAAGUGCUGAGUGACCGCAUCGCCUUCCUGGAGCAGGGUGGGCUGCGCUGCUGCGGGUCGCCCUUCUACCUCAAGGAAGCCUUUGGGGAUGGGUAUCACCUGACGCUCACCAAGAAGAAGAGUCCAAAUCUAAAUGCAAGUGUGAUCUGUGACACCACAGCUGUGACAGCAAUGAUCCGGUCACACCUCCCAGAGGCCUACCUUAAAGAGGACAUCGGGGGAGAGCUUGUUUAUGUGCUUCCUCCAUUUAGCACCAAGGUCUCAGGAGCCUACCUGUCCCUCCUCAGAGCACUGGACACUGGCAUGGGCGACCUCAACAUUGGUUGCUAUGGCAUUUCAGACACCACAGUGGAAGAGGUCUUUCUGAACUUGACUAAAGAAUCACAAAAAAGUAGUGAUAUGAGUCUUGAGCACUUAACACAAAGGAAAAUUGGAAAUUCCAGUACCAAUGGCAUCUCAACUCCUGAUGAUUUAUCUGUGAGCAGCAGCAACUUCACAGACAGAGAUGACAAAAUCCUGACAAGAGGAGAGAGGUUGGAUGGCUGUGGGCUGUUACUGAAGAAGAUAAUGGCUAUCCUUAUUAAAAGGUUCCACCACACCCGCAGGAACUGGAAAGGCUUCAUUGCUCAGGUUAUCCUCCCCAUAGUCUUCGUAACCACUGCCAUGGGUCUUGGCACUCUGAGAGAUUCCAGCAACAGUUACCCAGAAAUCCAGAUCUCCCCAUCUCUCUAUGGUACCACGGAACAGACAGCUUUCUAUGGGAAUUAUCACCCAGCCACAAAAGCACUGGUCUCAGCUAUGUGGUCCUUCCCUGGAAUUGACAACAUGUGUUUGAAUAUCAGUGAUCCAAGAUGUUUAAAGAAAAACAGUCUGGGAAACUGGAACACAAGUGGAGAACCUAUCACUAAUUUUGGUGUUUGUUCUUGCUCAGAAAAUAUCCAGGAAUGUCCUAAAUUUAACUAUUCUCCGCCACAUAGAAGAACUUAUUCUUCACAAGUAAUUUACAACCUCACUGGGCACCGCUUGGAAAAUUACCUUAUAACAACUGCUAAUGAGUUUACACAAAAAAGAUAUGGAGGUUGGAGCUUUGGACUGCCAUUGACUCAAGACCUUCGUUUUGAUAUAACGGGUGUUCCUGCCAAUAGAACGCUUGCCAAGGUGUGGUAUGAUCCAGAAGGCUACCACUCCCUUCCAGCUUAUCUCAACAGCCUCAAUAAUUUCCUCCUGCGUGUUAAUAUGUCGAGACAUGAUGCUGCCCGACACGGCAUCAUCAUGUAUAGUCAUCCUUAUCCUGGAGUGCAAGACCAAGAACAAGCCACAAUGAGCAGUUUAAUCGAUAUUUUAGUGGCACUCUCCAUCCUGAUGGGCUACUCUGUCACCACAGCCAGCUUCGUCACCUAUGUCGUAAGGGAGCAUCAGACCAAGGCCAAGCAGCUGCAGCACAUCUCAGGCAUUGGUGUGACAUGCUACUGGGUGACAAACUUCAUUUAUGACAUGGUCUUCUACUUGGUACCUGUAGCAUUUUCAAUUGGUGUCAUUGCGAUUUUCAAGUUACCUGCCUUCUACAGUGAAAACAACCUUGGCGCUGUAUCGCUCCUACUUUUACUGUUUGGGUAUGCUACAUUUUCUUGGAUGUACUUGCUAGCUGGAGUCUUCCAUGAAACAGGAAUGGCUUUUAUCACUUAUGUCUGUAUCAACCUAUUUUUUGGCAUCAAUUCCAUUGUUUCCCUGUCGGUGGUAUACUUUCUUUCCAAGGAAAAGCCUAAUGACCCGACUUUAGAACUUAUUUCUGAAACCCUCAAGCGCAUUUUCCUGAUUUUCCCACAAUUUUGUUUUGGCUAUGGAUUGAUUGAACUUUCUCAGCAACAGUCCGUCCUAGACUUUUUAAAAGCCUAUGGAGUGGAAUAUCCAAGUGAAACCUUUGAGAUGAACAAACUAGGUGCCAUGUUCGUGGCUUUGGUUGUUCAGGGCACCAUGUUCUUUUUAUUACGACUCUUAAUCAAUGAGUGGAUAAUAAAGAAACUCAGACUCUUCUUUAGAAAGUUUCAUUCCUCACCUGUCAUGGAGACUAUAGAUGAAGACGAAGACGUGAGAGCUGAGAGGUUACGAGUAGAGAAUGGUGCAGAUGAAUUUGACCUGGUCCAACUUCAUCGUCUCACAAAGACCUACCAGCUGAUCCACAAAAAGAUUAUAGCUGUAAACAAUAUCAGCAUUGGGAUACCAGCUGGGGAGUGCUUUGGGCUUCUUGGGGUGAAUGGAGCGGGUAAGACCACCAUCUUCAAGAUGCUGACUGGUGAUGUCAUUCCUUCAAGUGGAAACAUUCUGAUCAGAAAUAAGACUGGAUCUCUGGGUCAUGUUCACUCUCACAGCUCCUUGGUAGGCUACUGCCCACAAGAAGAUGCCUUAGAUGACCUGGUCACAGUAGAAGAACAUAUGUAUUUCUAUGCCAGGGUGCAUGGAAUUCCAGAAAAAGAUAUUAAAGAAACUGUUUAUAAGCUCCUUAGGAGACUUCACCUGAUGCCCUACAAGGACAGAGCCACCUCUAUGUGCAGUUAUGGCACAAAAAGAAAAUUAUCCACUGCACUGGCCUUGAUAGGAAAACCUUCCAUUCUAUUGCUGGAUGAGCCAAGCUCUGGGAUGGAUCCUAAAUCAAAACGGCACCUCUGGAAGAUCAUCUCGGAAGAAGUACAGAACAAAUGUUCCGUCAUCCUCACCUCUCACAGCAUGGAAGAAUGUGAAGCGCUCUGUACCAGGCUGGCCAUUAUGGUGAAUGGACGAUUCCAAUGCAUUGGGUCUUUGCAGCAUAUAAAAAGCAGGUUUGGACGAGGGUUUACUGUCAAGGUUCAUGUGAAGAAUACCAAAGUGAGCAUGGAGGCCCUGACUAGGUUCAUGCAGCUGCACUUUCCCAAAACGUACUUAAAAGAUCAGCACCUCAGCAUGCUGGAGUAUCAUGUCCCCGUCACUGCAGGGGGAGUAGCAAACAUAUUUGACCUGCUGGAAACUAACAAGACAGCUUUAAAUAUCACAAAUUUCUUAGUAAGUCAGACUACUCUGGAAGAGGUUUUUAUCAACUUUGCCAAAGACCAAAAGUCCUAUGAAACUGCCGAUACCAGCAGCCAAGCUUCCACCAUCAGCACUGACUCGCAGGAUGACCGGCUGUAG